AUGGAAGGAGCUUCAUCAUCCUCUACAACACCGGAUGAUCAUGAUGAAGAAAUAUUUCAAAUAUCUGAUGAGAAAUAUGCAGAGGAAUUACAGUUACAAGAAGCAUUAAAUUUCUCACGUACUUCAAACCCUACUGUAACAGUAGAAGAAGAAAUCAAAGUAGUGGAAGAAAAAGUUGAGACUAAAACCCUAACGAGUAGCCUCAUACAGAAACUGAAAAAUUCUAUGAAUUUUGAAGGUGAAUCCUCUUCUUGUUCUAGUUUGAAACAAUCCUAUUGUGGUAUCUGCAUGGAAGCUAAACCGGUUGAAAAAAUGUUCGAAAACCCUAACUGUUCACACUCUUUCUGUGUAAACUGUGUUGGAAAAUUUCUAGCUAUAAAAGUUCAGGAGAAUAGAUCAACAGUAAAAUGUCCGUAUCCAAAAUGCAAUGGUAUUUGGGAGCCUCGUGACUGUAGCUCCUUUAUACCAAAGGAUUUGCUUGAUAGAUGGGAGAAUACAGUCUGUGAAGAAACAGUGUUGAGUUCGGAAAAAUUCUAUUGUCCUUUUAAGGAUUGUUCAGCUAUGUUGGUGAAUGAUGAAAAGGAAGUUAUUGUGACUAGUUCGGAAUGUCCUCAUUGUCACAGAUUAUUCUGUGCACAAUGUAAGGUUUCGUGGCACGCAGGUGUUGAUUGUCAAGAGUUUCAAAGCUUGAAAGACGGGGAGCGAGGGAGGGAGGAUCUCUUGGCCAUGGAACUUGCUAAGAACAAGAAAUGGAAGAGAUGUCCGAAAUGUAGCUUCUAUGUUGAGAGAAUUGUGGGAUGCACUCGCAUUACAUGCAGGUGUGGUAAUCAAUUUUGCUAUGGCUGUGGAUCUACUUGGAAUAGAGAUGCUCAUUAUCAUUGUGCAACUCAAUAA
Molecule: messenger RNA, 894 nt
Organism: Lathyrus sativus (Indian pea)
Lineage: Eukaryota; Viridiplantae; Streptophyta; Magnoliopsida; Fabales; Fabaceae
Source: the annotation of a GenBank genome assembly